Klebsormidium nitens is the source of this 4020-nucleotide messenger RNA. The record is from the annotation of a GenBank genome assembly. Lineage: Eukaryota; Viridiplantae; Streptophyta; Klebsormidiophyceae; Klebsormidiales; Klebsormidiaceae.
UUCAAAACCGAAAACAGUGAAGUUGUGAACACGCGGAGAUCAUCCGAGUUGCAAAAUGGGAAAUGUUGCCAUGGUGGCUGAACUUCCUUCAGGGAAUGUCAUGGCGGUGGAAGGUGGCGGCAAGCCAGCAACCUAACCUGUUCAAGUACAUUGGUUUCCUCAACCUUCAGGGCUCUCGAAGGACCUCUCGAACAGGUCCUCCAUCCUGUUCAAUGUCUAGUCUGAUCUCUGUUUGCUUGGCAAUUGCAACGCCCAUUUGUCAAUGAUUACAAUGCAAAAGGAUCGAAGCUGCCACUCCCUUCAAAUAGUCUGGCCUUCCAUUUGGAUGAGAGUUGCCGAAGCUGCAAGCAGAAUCCCUCGACACCCCCCGCAAUUUCGCAAUGACGACCCUGUACGUCGGCAAAUUCAACCUCUCUGCAGUCGGAGAAGAGCAGCUGCGGCGCGCCUUCCAACCCUUUGGUUCCCUGAACUGGGUCCGUAUCAAAGAGGGCUAUGCAUUUGUGGACUUUGCGGAGGAAUGCGCCGCGCAGGAUGCGUACCAAGCGCAUGAGCACGGCCUUGUGCUGUACGGGGAACGGAUGGUUGUCCGCUGGGCGAGACUGCAGCAGCGGCAAGGGGUUGCUCAGGCAAAGUUUCCUCUGGUAGAGACAAAGGGCAGCGACGAACGCCGGUUUGGGGGACCUCAUGUCACGAAUGUGAGGCCCUCUUUCCAGGGCACGAGAAGGUUUUGCACCAUAUGUUGCAGGGCGGGGCAUGAUACUAAUGUAUGCUACUAUAACACUGCUGUAAAGCGGGAGGCUCGGGGUGGCGCCGAGCGGGGUGCCAAGGUUGCUGCUUGGAGGGCGAGGGGAGAUGACCACGGCAGAGAUCAGAGGAGGGACAGGGAUACGACCAGGCUGGCGAAGGGCACAAAGCUGAGGGGGGCCAAUCGAGCAGAGCACAGGCCAAAUGCAAGGGACAGGGGCACUUUGGAAGGAAAGGCACAGGCUUGCGGAGGGAACCCUGAGAAGGUACCUGCGGCCGAAGGAACCGGUGGCAGAGCGAAAGAGCGUCCCCCUGAGGGCAAAGGUGCACAUAUUGAGAAUGCCAAGGCGCUGGUUUGCGCAGCAGAGAUGCAAGCUUCGGGCAGCAAAAGGAAGGGGCAGAGCGGGAGCAGGGGACGCUCUAGGAGCCGCAGUGUGACCCGCUGCUCGGACAGCCGCUGCAACUGCCAGCAAGACAGGAAUGUCUUCCUUUCCCCUCCUCGAAGCCUCAGCCCCUCCGCCUGCACUGCAAGCUCGCCCAGCAGGGGCCGGCACGCACCGCGCCAAUCGCUUUCCCCGCAGAAGGAAAAGCAAGACGCUCCUCUCAGAACCACACCCCGGAGCGUCAGUCCUCCGCGGAAGAAGGCAAAAGUCCUAGUCGAUCCUGGAUUGGUGGAGCCCGCAAUGGGGCCUCCUGUAGGCAAGGGCAACCGCAGCGCAUGGGACGAUGGGCCCAGGGAGAAACAAAGUGGAAGUGGUGUUUCCUCGGGCCCGGGGGCAGAGGUGGAGAAAGCGGGGUUGAUUGCACAAGCUGGGAGGGGACAGGAGGGGAAGCGGAAGUGGGGGACGGAUGCGAGGGGGACGGGGGGUGGCAAGGACUUGGGGCAGGCAGAAAGAGCUGAUGAACCCCCUGCAAAACGGGCCCAGCUUUCCAACCCCCCCGAGCCGACACCACUUGAUCGCGCCCCCCAUAACGGGAGUCUCCCUACCAAACCUCAUAAGCGGUUGGAGCUUGCAGCGCUGGGUAAGGAGGAUAUGGUGAUCCCCCGGAUCACUGAGUGGCAGUUCGAGACGCAGGAAGAUGCGGCGGAAGAUGAUGAAAUCACGAGCGUCAGUAACAAGCGGCCCCUCCCCGGCACGGAUCUGCCGGCCCGGCUGCGCCCUAUCCGCUGGAGGAACAUCGGGAAGGACGUGAAGCGCGGCCGCGGCUGGAAGAACGGGCUGGAGAUUCUGGCCAGGGGGUGGGAGAGCGGGCGGUCGAAAGAAGCGAGGGGGGUGGGUGAGGUGCCCCAGGGAAGGACGGGGUGUGAACGAGCCCAAGAAAGCAGGAAGGUCAUUGGUGACCCUUCCAAGGUGCGGGGAGAUAAGGAAAGCCUGGCACCAAGCUUCGGGACCGGUAGAAAGGCAACUCAGGGGGGUGACAGCAAGGACCGAGAGGAGCGGAUGGAGCCCCGACUGCCGACAGUGGACACCCCCUCCAGGGGGGCGAGAAUGUCGGGCGGCACCUCUGGGGACGGCCCCCCCAAGCAAGGGGAUGCUGCUGUGCAACCUGCAACUGAGCGUGUGCAAGCGGGCGGCCAGGCAACGGGUCUCCUCAGGGUUAAGGCCGGGUCGGAAAAAACCGCGGUUGCAGUCGAACCAGCAGGGGAAACAGUCGAUCCGGCAAGGCUGACUGAGCUGCGUCCGGCAGCGCUCCAAUCCGUCCAGGGGUUUGAAGCUGUCCCGGUUCGGUACAAAUAUACCCCAGAGGUGACAGCGCCUGCGCCAACGUGUGCGGACGGUCCGGACCCUGCCAAAGCGUCCGAAAAUCCUCCAGAAAUGUCUGGACGCUCCCUAGAAGCGUCCGAACGCCCCCAAGAAGCGUUUAAAAGCCCCGCAGAAGCGUCUGGAAACCGUCCAGAUGCGCCUGCAAGCCCAGCGGGGGCGCCCGAGAUAGCGGAGAUCUGCGACAGUGAUGCGCCAAUUCCUCAGAUGGAGCUCAAAGCCCCGGAAUCAAUGGCUCCGGGAGAUACGUCAAGCCCUGAGCAGCAACUGCCGCCGGAAAGCAAACCCUCUCCCGAAAAGGCAACCGAAAGCGCCCCCACCCCGAAGUCCGCCGGAACCUCGGACCCCAGAAGCUUGUCCGAACCCAGAACUCCACUGCCCGGGUCGGAGUUGGCCGCUCCUCAGCCUGCAGACGAAUCUGCACCCACGUCAGGCGGGGGAGACAAGAUUCAGCCGUCAAUUGUGGAACCGAGUACGGCCGCCCCGAAGCGGAAGCGGGGGAGGCCUCCAAAGAAGAAGGCCCCGGAGGAAUCGAAGGAUACCCCCAAGCCCAAGGCCCGAGUCAAGCGGGCAGAACCCCUAAGCACGGAGGGCCCUAAGCCGCAAAGGGCCAGGGCUCGGAAUCUCAAGAACCCGCCGGAACCGGACGAAAUGCCGGCUGCCCCGAUCCAAAAACUGCCCGAUUGCAGGAAAACGGCAUCUGAACAGCAGCCGGGGGUUAGAGGACCGGAGCCGGCGGAUGCGAGCCAGACCCCUGGCGUGGUCGCAGGUGGCGAAGACGGGUCUUCGGUGGACCUCGACGAUCUGCCGCUGUCGGACAGGGUCGCGGACGCGAUCAAGGCCCGGGGAAGCUUCCAUACCAGGGCGAAGACCGGCGGCGCCGGAAUGGUAGCGACAGCAAAGUCGAACAAGGGCGCGCUUUCGGGUUGGGCAGUCGGAGGAAAAGGCAGCUUUAAGGAGGCCUGCUAUCCGGUGCAGACGGAGCAGAAUGUCUGCUUGCUCGUCUUUCCGAAGGAUCGCUCCGAGGCACAUCAGGCGAUCGGCGAGCCGGACCCCUAUUCCCAGCUGGUUCUGGAUUUCCCCGGGGUACUGACUCCCGAGAUGGUCUUGGAACCGUCGGCUUUCAGCAGCGAAAGCCAACACAAGGCUUCUGAAUUCGCGUCUUUACUGCCCCGCCUUCUUCUUACCGGGGCACCCCCGGCAGCGGCCGACCAAGCAGCCCAGCCUGCAAGCGGGGCUCUGCCGCAGGCAACAGGGAAGGAAACAGGGCCCGCGAAGGAUGACCAGUGUAAGGGAGCGCCGCAGGCAGGCAGCGGGGGCCUUGUCCCCGAGGAGGCCACCGCCGAGCGAGCGAUCCUGCCCUGCAGACCGGAUCGGAAUCUGAAGACGGCUCCGGGUUGAUCUCCUGACACGUGGCAGGAAAGCGGGGCUGAGCAUCAUGUGCCACAGAGGCCCGUUCCUGUCGGAGGGGCCGGGAGCGGCCCUAGAUCACGAACGUCUGUCUCCAGCUCUG